ACCUCGUUAAGUUUGUUCAUCAGGACAGGAUAUGGUGGGAGUGUAACUGACCGCUACGUUAUUUUAAUAUGCAUGGUUAGGGGCGGGCGUAGGUAUGGGUGUGACGCUGCGAACCCCGGAAUCAUAACUGAUUUAAACUAUUGCCAGGCAACGAGGUCUAGCCUGUGCUACGGACCUCUCAAACAUACAUCUCCUGAAACCUUUAACUCAUCCGUGACAUACGACCCACUUACAUUUGUCCCCUUGAUGGAGACAGAAGGCGAAGUCAACGUGUGUAAUGGCACAUUUUGCUGCAAACUCCAGUACCGGCGGAUACAACAGGGUGACAGUAAAGAGCUCUACGCAUUGGGAGCAUUUGCUGGAAAACACCACGGAAUCUACUUCAUCCAGGUGUGUGCACUCCUCCGCUGUGCAGGGUUGGACCCCAGUUCCUGUGGACAGAAAGUACAAGAGGCUAAAUUUGACUUCGUUUUGGAAGGGAGGUUUGGGUCCAGAUAUGUGUAUCCAUCAGUUUUGGCCAGCAAGUUUGUCCUGGAGCAGCCAAAGCAACUGGAAACAGCUCCAGAUGGCACAGUGACCAUGACACACUCAAACAUGACCGAUGGGCUGGUCACUGCCUGUCUGUACGGACGAAUGUAUCACCUGGACAAUGAAUAAAAUGACAGACUCGGUAACAAGAACUUACUUUUUGCCAAUUUGAAAAAAGGGCUAAAGAGUUGCAGAUUUAUGGACAAUUUAACACUUAAUAGAAAAUAAUUGUACAACCAUAACAUUCGUAACUGGAGGUUUGUAAGUCCAUACAAUAC
This is a messenger RNA of Gymnodraco acuticeps, 806 nucleotides long. Its product is annotated as biotinidase-like. The transcript is spliced from 3 exons. The record is from RefSeq and is a predicted model, not a curated record. NCBI's taxonomy places the organism in Eukaryota, Metazoa, Chordata, Actinopteri, Perciformes, Bathydraconidae. The coding region runs from base 73 to 657 and encodes 194 amino acids.